Messenger RNA from Hibiscus syriacus, 990 nucleotides. RefSeq lists its product as uncharacterized. Gene Ontology annotation, cellular component: chloroplast. NCBI's taxonomy places the organism in Eukaryota, Viridiplantae, Streptophyta, Magnoliopsida, Malvales, Malvaceae. The transcript is spliced from 2 exons. The record is from RefSeq and is a predicted model, not a curated record. Bases 94 to 873 code for a protein of 259 amino acids.
CAAAAGAAGAAGCAUAUGCACUUGUAAACAGAAGAAACAUACAAAAAUUAAGCCGCCAUUGGGUCAUCCUUCCAUCGCUGGUUGAAGAGAAAAAUGAUAGCCCUCAAAGCCAUUCAAGCCUGCUUUAGCACCAGUAGUAAGCAUGCCUUUUUCCAAACAACAAGAAUUGCAUACACAAAAAACUCCACACUGUGUUUCAGCAAGCCGAAUGAUUCCCAGUCUAAUUCCGAUCCAGACUGGUCGUCGUCGCCGGAAGGAGACACUCGCAAGCAAGAGCUGCUUGCUCAAAUAGCAAUGUUGCAGGCUCAGAAAGUUCGCCUCACCGACUACUUGGACGAAAGAUCGGCUUAUCUAACGCAAUUUGCUGAAGAAGCCAACGCUGAGUUUGAUAAAGUUGGAGAAGAUGCUCUUAAAGGUCUUGAAGAAGCUGGUGAAAGGAUAAUGGAGAACAUUGAAAGCCAAAUGCAAGCCUUCGAAGAAUCCCAAGAAUUGAACAGGCAGGAGAUUGAGAUGAAUGAAGAUCAGUUAGCUGAGUUUGAAGGUCAAAUAGAGAAAGAAAGGAAUGAAGGGUUGUUCUUUAAGAACCUGAAAGAUAAAAAGCCUACUAUAGACAAGGAAAAAGCAAAGGAGGAAGCUGAGAAGAUUAAGGAGAUUACUAAAGAAAAAGCUGGGUCAAAAUCAAGGAGGAAUCUUUACCUUGCUCUAAUUGCGCUGCUUGCCCUUGGAAUUGCAGACUCUUUCAUCUCUGCAUCAGAUUGGCGAAAAGUAGCGGUUCUUGGAGCUAUAUUAGUUGCUUUAUUUUCCCAGUUCAUCUAUGAACAGACAUUGUUAUCAGAAGCAGAAAAAACAGAUAAGAAAGAUGAAAACAAAUAAAGGCUCUUAUCGUUAUCCAUAAUUUUUCAGGUUAAAUGUAGCAUGAUCCAAUAGACCCAAGUAAUAACUUAAUACUUGGGCUUGAUACAUCAAGCGAUGUUUCUUUUGCAUCAUCAA